AUGGAUCUUGACAACAACAUCCAACCGGUCAACCUUGACCUCCUGCCUCCUAGUCUGCAUACAGGCUUAUCAUCUGGUGGUGGCUCGACUCAGAAUGAUCAGUCUGGCACUCCUUGUUACUGUCUCCCCUUGCCCUUGCCCUCUACAGCUCUCAUUCCUAGUGGAAGGUCUCUUGCAUCAAUGGGAGGUACCUCAGGUUUUUAUUCUGGUCAACAUGUCUCUGGCUUCCAAUCUGCUGCCUCCCUUCCCCAUGCCAACAUCAACAUGCCCAUUGCUCUCCUCAUCAACUUCCACAUGCUCAUGCACAAGGUUGCUGCUGGGGUCCAGCUCCCUACCGCCAAGAUUGGUAGACCCCAACCUAUGAUGCAGCCACAGAUGGACCACAAGGUCUGUGGGCAGCUUAUGUAA
This is a messenger RNA of Dacryopinax primogenitus, 408 nucleotides long. RefSeq lists its product as uncharacterized. The record is from RefSeq and is a predicted model, not a curated record. Bases 1 to 408 code for a protein of 135 amino acids. The transcript is spliced from 4 exons. Lineage: Eukaryota; Fungi; Basidiomycota; Dacrymycetes; Dacrymycetales; Dacrymycetaceae.